Molecule: messenger RNA, 613 nt
Organism: Apis laboriosa (Himalayan honeybee)
Lineage: Eukaryota; Metazoa; Arthropoda; Insecta; Hymenoptera; Apidae
Product: centrosomal protein 20-like
Exons: 3
Coding region: 108-482 (124 amino acids)
Biological process (GO): microtubule anchoring
Cellular component (GO): centrosome
Molecular function (GO): protein binding
Source: RefSeq, a predicted model, not a curated record
UACAUAUCAUACAUUACUAUCAAUGAACAGAAAUUUAAAUCAUUAAUAGUAUCUAUAUAUAUUAUUUCAAAAUUCUUUUUUUUUUUGUUUAUAAAUAUAAUGAUAAAAUGGCAACGGAGAAGGAUUUAAUUAAUGCAGUCAGAGAAUCACUUAAAGCUGAUGGAGAUCUAGGUCGUAUAAAAGCUGAAAUGCGCACAGAAGUUAUAAAAUUAUUAGAUAAUUCAAAUAAAGGAAAUAAAACAAAGCUUCCAAAGCCACCUCUAGAUAUUAUAUUUUUAAAUGAGCUUAUCAGAGAAUAUUUAGAUUGGAUGGGAUAUAAGUACAGCUCUACUGUAUUUAUUUCAGAAUGUGACUUAUCAAAGCAACCUCUUGAUAGGUCUUUGCUUUUGCAAAGUUUAGGACUAAAGGAAAGUGAGAAUAGUAUAAAAUUACCAUUGCUGUGUAAUAUUGUAGAAACAUUUAAGAAUUUAAAAAGUACAUAAAUAUAUGAAAUUAUAUAUUGGUAUAAUAUGAAUAAAAAUUUAAAACUAAGUACUAAACACACAUAUUGUGAAUAAACAAAAAAAAUGUUUUCAAACUCAAAUUUUAUGAUUAAAUUAAAAUUUAGGUGAUU